Molecule: messenger RNA, 3876 nt
Organism: Chroicocephalus ridibundus (black-headed gull)
Lineage: Eukaryota; Metazoa; Chordata; Aves; Charadriiformes; Laridae
Gene: NCKIPSD
Product: NCK interacting protein with SH3 domain
Exons: 13
Coding region: 1-2412 (803 amino acids)
Biological process (GO): endocytosis
Molecular function (GO): Arp2/3 complex binding; protein binding
Source: RefSeq, a predicted model, not a curated record
AUGCCGCUCGUGCCCGUACUGUCCCUAGUUGGUCUGUCUCUUCCGCCAGGAGCUCUGGCUUUUGCGUUAGCACGAUUUGCACAACUUAAGCCCUUUCCCCGGCUUUCCUUUCUCUUCAUUUCUCAUUUGCGCAGGCUGUCCGCUCGAGCGGCUGCUGCCAGCACACCGCGGAAAAACACCGAUCUGUUAGAAACCCACCGUAGCAUAUCAGCAGGAAUUCCAGAUCUGUUUCUGGGCUGCCUCUUUGUCAGAAGAGCUCAGCCGUGUCUUUGUUCGCUCGCUAGCAAGUCAGAGAUGCUGCAGGUGCUGGAGCAAGAUGUGGUUCUCCAGUCUAUUGACCGUGCUAUCGAGGCUGUGCACAACGCGGCCAUGAAGAAUGGGGGAAAGUACAACCUGGAGCAGAGAGAUGUCCUCCAAAAACUAAUCCAUCAUCGGAAGGAGACCGUGUCCCGCAAAGGUCACUCUCCCACCCCGCAGGGGAUGGUUAUGACACAGUCCUCCAGCGAUCACCACCUGGAUGUGGCACGGCAGCCCAACGGGGUCUGCCGGACGGGAUACGAGAGACAUCACAGUCUUCCAAACACCGAGUUCGAGGAGGAGGAUGAAGGUCCCUAUCAGAUCCCACCACAGCCCCGGCGUGCUGCUCCUGUCACCCCCCCACCUCCGGAGAAACGCAAGAAUGCACAGAUUGCUGCUCCUAUUAAAAACGCUGUUGAAAUUAUCCCUGGGUCAGCUUCUAGUGCCUCCUCUAUGAGCACGACGUCCCUGGAUACCUUGUACACCGCUUCUUCCGCGUCAGAGACUGCUCUCCCGACGGCCACCUCCAGCCCUGCCAACACCCCACCCCCUGUCCCAAGCCGGAGCGUCCACACCACCAUCACGCGCAAUUUGGACACCGGCUCUGUGACCCACUCCCGCUAUGGGACUUCCCCAAAAGAUGGGGCCAGCAAAUCGCCCCAGACCAAGAGGGCUGCCCCGGCACCGCCAGCUGAAGCGGGGACCCAAAGGUCCCACACGGUGGAUGGGGAGAAGACUUCUCAGGUGAAGAAGGCUGCCCCAGUGCCACCUGCAAGCCUGGAUGCUUUCAACUCCCUCUGCCUGGAGGAUAAGAAGGCAGCUGUGGCGGAGCCAGUGCCAGCAGAACCCAGUGGGCUGGUGGCAUCCGUGCCCAAGACAAUAGGUGCCGAACUGAUCGAGCUGGUGCGCAGGAACACCCACCUCAGCUACGAGCUGUCCCGCGUGGCCAUCGGCGUGGUCAUCGGCCACAUCCAGACCUCCGUCCCAGCAACCAGCAGCAUCAUGGAGCAGAUUCUCAUCUCCGUGGUGGAGAGUAAGAAUCUGAGCGCGGGGCUGCCCUCGGGACAGAUCUGCCACGACGAGCAGCGUCUGGAGGUGAUCUUCGCAGAUCUGGCCAGGCACAAGGACGACGCUCAGCAGCGCAGCUGGGCGCUCUAUGAGGAUGAGAACGUCAUCUGCUGCUACCUGGAGGAGCUGCUUCGCAUCCUGACAGAUGCAGACCCAGAAGUUUGCAAGAAAAUGUGCAAGAAGAAUGAGUUUGAAUCCGUCCUGUCCCUUGUGGCGUAUUAUCAGAUGGAACACAGGGUGCCGUUACGGCUGCUGCUGUUGAAGUGCUUUGGAGCCAUGUGCAACCUGGAUGCCGCAGUCAUCUCAACGCUUGUGAACUCUGUGCUGCCGAUGGAGCUGGCCCGGGACAUGCAGACUCACACACAAGAUCAUCAGAAGAUGUGCUACUCUGCACUGGUGCUGGCAAUGAUGUUCUCCAUGGGAGAGCCCCUGCCAUAUCAUCACUAUGAACAUCUCAACUCUCAGUUUGUGCAGUUCCUGCUGGACGUGAUUGAGGACGGGCUGCCCUCGGACACCACCGACCAGCUGCCCGACUUAUUUGUCAAUGUCCUUCUGGCCUUCAAUCUCCACAUUCCAGUUCCAGAACACAGUGUGAUCAUGACUACAAUAAGCAAGCACUCGAAUGUCAAGACUUUCACAGAAAAGCUGCUGCUGCUGCUGAACAGGGGAGAUGAUCCAGUUUGUAUCUUCAAGCAUCAGCCUCAGCCACCGCACUCAGUGCUGAAGUUCCUGCAGGACAUCUUUGCCAGCAAGGACACAGCCAGCAUCUUCUACCACACGGACAUGAUGGUCCUGAUAGACAUCCUGGUGCGGCAGAUUGCAGAUCUCUCCCCAGGAGACAAGCUGAGGAUGGAGUAUCUGUCUCUGAUGCACGCCAUCAUCCGCUCCACGCCCUAUCUGCAGCACCAGCACCGCCUCUCCGACCUGCAGGGCAUCCUGCAGCGCAUCCUGGGGGAGGAGGAGGAGGGCCAGCAGUGCCAGAUGGACAAACUUAUCAUCCUGGAGAUUUAUAAGGAGUUCCCAGAAAUCUCUCCCGGUACCAGCUAACCGCCCCUCGGCUUGGACUGGAGUUUGAACCACUUGGAUCGACACCGUCUCUUGUUGACACUUUCUCCCCAUUCCCUUCCAUACCUUAUAUCCCUCCACGCGAGGCCUAAGGUUGGGACAGCGUUCACCGGCCCUUUAGAAACGCCAGCGGCAGAAAGGGCACGGGGUGCCCCCGGGGGAAGUCGGAGCGGGGUGGGUGCUGGUGCGUGGUUUGCCUGCAAGACUUGGGCAGGAGGUAUUUAGGCAGCUGGCGUUAGCGGGAAGGGCAGAGAGCUUGCGAGGGACUUAGUGGGCGGGGGGCGGAUGUUUAGCUACGCUGGUGUCCCAAGGUCCCGAAGAGAAAGGCCUUUGCCUUAGAGUAUCACGUCUUUUCCAUGUGCAUCUCUCUCCCUGCAGUGACCAAGUGGAGUCCGCUGGUACUUGGAAGAAGCUUUCGUAACAUCUGUUUUGUUUUCUGCUGCUAGUGCCAAUGUGCUGCAGCCCUGCCAAGGGGAGGUAGCUCGCUCGCUGUCUAACGCCUCGUCUGGUGAGCCUUUCACUCCCUCCUGGCCCUCUGCUUUGCCUCUGGGUAGCAGCCCGCCUAGGGUCAUAGAGGUCUUGCCCCAGCAGCUGCUUUUUUCAAUCCGCUUUCUAUAGUGAUGUUUAAAUCUGAAUUUCUUGCACACUGGCAGCUUAGAAGUAAUGACCACGCAGGUGACGCUGCCCUUAGGAAGCCUUUGGCCUGGACACAGCACAAAGACGUGUCCUGCCAUGUGGAAGCUGCUGCUUGCCACCUCUCUCGCAGCGUGGCCCCGAGCAGAGGGGCGACGUGUGGGCCAGCGCGCUCUGUUCGUGCAGCGUGUGGAUUUCUUGCCUUGAGCUUCGUAGUCGCUCUGCCUCGCUGCCCUCCCUCUCCAGGUGGCAGCGCUCAGAGGCAGCGUGAGCCUGGUGUCCAGUAGCUGUUUGUGACUAUGCACGAGUGUGGGGAACCCUUAUUUAUAUUUCCUGUAGGUUUCUAGCAAACGGGAUUAACCUGUUUCCCUGUUACAGGUAGUCACACACACUAACGUGGGUCUCUUAGAUAUUCGUGUGCGCGGUCUGGUCACUCCCUGUCCCCAGCUCUUCCUUUGCAGUAUCCAGUGUAGGAGCUAUUGGGAAGUGGAACUGGAAAUACUGGGCACUGUAUUAUUAUUUUUUUUUUUUUUUUUUUUUUUUUUUUAGCUUGAGGCGAUGACAUGAGCUCUGCUCUGCAGGCCUGGACUCUGGGCACUGGGGCAGUGAUGCUCAGGAAUUGGAGAGGGGUGGUCUGGCAGGCAGGGGGGGCGAGGACCUCCUGAAGUCAGCCUGGGAACGCCCAAGCUUAAUAACCACCCUGUAGAGAAACCUAUUUUUCCCCUGUAAAAAUGUAUGAAUGUCCAAAGGGAUCCUGUAUUUUCUUAAACACUAAGUGUAACAUGCAGAGGAAUAAAAACGUCUUAAACUGGA